UGUGUGUACGGUAUGGAUCGCAGCUCCCACCGAAGUAUGCACUGGAGCUACUGGCUGUCUAUGCCUGGGAGAAAGGAAGCAGAGAGCCGGAUUUUGACAUGGCAGAAGGAUUUCGGACGGUGCUUUGGCUCCUCCAGCAAUACAAGCAACUCUGCAUAUUUUGGACCGUGAACUAUGACUUGCAGAAUCCCACCCUCAAACAAUACCUGAUGAGUCAGCUCCGGAAGCCCAGACCGCUCAUCCUGGAUCCAGCUGACCCAACCGGACCCCUGGGGGAAGGGAGCCGCUGGGAUCUACUUGCGCAAGAAGCUGAACAUUGUUCUCGUCAGAAAUGCUGCACAAACUACUCAGUCCUCCACUGGGAUGUGCCGCUGCAGGUCUCAUGGGAGGAAGAAACAUUUCCAGUCUCAUAUCCAAUGACACCUGCAGGGCCAGCUUCACAAAGACUGGCCUUGUGCUUGAAUGUGAAGCUGCUGACGGGAGCGAUGCAUUCCCUGAACAUCACUGCUAGCAGAACCAUCUGGGAUCUCAAAGUCCAAAUUGCCCAGAAAUCAGGGGUGCCACCAUAUCAGCAGAAACUGGCCUGGCAGAGCAACACUCACCUUGACCUGCGCGAUGGGGCCCUGCUCUCUGAGUUUGGGCUGAAAUCUGGGGAUACCAUCAUGAUGGUGGUAAAAAAUGAAGAGUCCAUUACCAUCUUCCUGAGGAAUGACAAGGGCAGGACCAGCACGUACAUGGUCAUGCCUUCAGACAAGGUGGACCACUUCAAAACCCGGGUUCAGCAACAAGAGAACAUCCAGGCAGAACAGUUCUGGCUGACCUAUGAUGGGAAGUCUUUGGAGAAUAGCCACAAGCUAUCAGAUUACAACAUUGCCCCACACAGCACCAUCUACUUAAAUCUGCGCCUGCGUGGUGGCUGGAUUGGCCAAGAUGGCCUCCUGAGUUUCUCUCAGUGUUUCUCAGAUUUUUAAAAAUCUUCUCAAUGCUAGGUUUUUUUCAG
Molecule: messenger RNA, 1000 nt
Organism: Gekko japonicus
Lineage: Eukaryota; Metazoa; Chordata; Lepidosauria; Squamata; Gekkonidae
Product: ubiquitin-like protein ISG15
Exons: 4
Coding region: 99-971 (290 amino acids)
Biological process (GO): regulation of ribonuclease activity; defense response to virus; negative regulation of viral genome replication
Cellular component (GO): membrane; cytosol; nucleoplasm
Molecular function (GO): protein binding; double-stranded RNA binding; 2'-5'-oligoadenylate synthetase activity
Source: RefSeq, a predicted model, not a curated record